Thalassophryne amazonica is the source of this 3658-nucleotide messenger RNA. It is a transcript of the gene spon1a, whose product is annotated as spondin 1a. Gene Ontology annotation, biological process: cell adhesion. The transcript is spliced from 16 exons. Bases 305 to 2725 code for a protein of 806 amino acids. The record is from RefSeq and is a predicted model, not a curated record. NCBI's taxonomy places the organism in Eukaryota, Metazoa, Chordata, Actinopteri, Batrachoidiformes, Batrachoididae. Gene Ontology annotation, cellular component: extracellular matrix.
UGCUGGUCGACACUAUUCUUCACCUAAUAUGUUUGUACAUCCUCGUGGCCUUGGAGACGGGCGCGCACAUUAUUUCCCCGGACCCCUCGCUACCACGCACGCCCCGUGCGCUUCUGUCAAGCGAGUGCGCAGCGCGCUUCCACAGCGUGCUGUCUUUCUUUCUUCGCUCCUCUCCGGGAUGGAUCGAGCCUCUUAGCGCAGCGCGAGAGUCCACUUCAUCAGCCGCCAAAUUUGUUUUAUUUAACCCGAAAAAAAUCGUGUGACAGUUUAAAGCGUCUCCUUCGCCGCUGCGGAGUCGGACACGAUGACACGAUCCGGGCUGCCUUCGCGCUUUGUACUCUUCUGCUGUUUUGUGUCCACCGCGUCGUGCAAUGCGUUUGCCUUCACCGAGGAGCCCGCUGAGCGGACUGGGAAGGCCGACGGGUAUUGUAGUCGGAUUUUACGAGCUCAGGGCAGUCGGACGGAGGGCAGCAACGAGUUUCGCCUCCGCGUUGAAGGAGAUCCGGACAGCUAUCAGCCAGGGAGCACAUACAGAGUGACUCUGAUUGCAUCCAGCCCCUCUUACUUCAGAGGCUUCACCCUGAUUGCCCUGAAGGAAGGCAAGGAAGGAGACCAAGACGAGGACUAUGCUGGAAAUUUCCAGAUAAUUGAUGAGGAGGAAACGCAGUUUAUGACCAACUGCCCACCUGCAGUGACUGAGAGCACGCCACGCAGACGUACCAGCAUCCAGGUGUUUUGGACUGCCCCUCCCAGUGGUUCUGGCUGUGUCGCCCUCAAGGCGAGUAUUGUGCAGAAAAGGAUCAUCUAUUUUCAGGAUGAAGGACCACUUACCAAGAGAAUGUGUGAGAAAGAAUCCCCAUACGGAGACAGCACAGAUAAACCUCUGCUUGACUGUUGCGCAUGUGGAACAGCGAAGUACAGAGUCACCUUUUAUGGAAACUGGUCGGAGAAGAUUCAUCCUAAAGAUUAUCCCCGUCGUGCAAAUCACUGGUCAGCAAUCAUUGGUGCGUCCCAUUCUAAGGAUUAUGUUCUGUGGGAGUACGGCGGCCUUGCCAGCGAAGGAGUUAAACAGGUUGCUGAGCUGGGCUCUCCAGUGAAAAUGGAGGAAGAGAUCAGACAAAAGGGUGAUGAGGUCCUGACUGUCAUCAAAAUGAAGGCACAGUGGCCAGCCUGGCAGCCGCUGAAUAUACGAGCUGCACCAUCAGCUGAAUUUUCUGUGGACCGCACCCGUCACCUCAUGUCCUUUCUGACUAUGUUGGGGCCCAGUCCAGACUGGAAUGUUGGCCUGUCUGCUGAGGACUUGUGUACCAAGGAGUGUGGUUGGGCCCAGAAGGUGGUCCAGGACCUUAUCCCUUGGGAUGCAGGCACUGAUAGUGGGGUGACUUAUGAGUCUCCCAAUAAGCCAACUGCACCUCAGGACAAGAUCCGCCCCCUUACCAGUCUGGACCAUCCACAAAGCCCUUUCUACGACCCUGAAGGGGGCGCCAUCACUCCUGUGGCCCGAGUGGUGGUGGAACGCAUUGCUCGAAAGGGUGAACAGUGCAACAUUGUUCCAGAUAAUGUGGAUGAUAUUGUUGCAGAUAUUGCCCAGGAGGAGAAAGAGGAAGAUGAUACCCCUGAGACAUGUAUCUACUCCAACUGGUCUCCAUGGUCUGCCUGCAGCUCAGCCACAUGUGAAAAGGGCAAGAGGAUGAGGCAGAGGAUGCUGAAGGCCCAGUUGGACCUGAGUGUGCCGUGCCCACACACACAGGAUUUUGAGCCCUGCAUGGGGCCUGGAUGCAGUGAUGAGGAUGCAUCUACCUGUAUGAUGUCAGAGUGGAUUACCUGGUCUCCAUGCAGUGUGUCUUGUGGGAUGGGUAUGCGUUCCCGGGAGCGUUAUGUUAAGCAGUUCCCUGACGAUGGUUCAGUGUGCACCCUGCCUACUGAAGAGACAGAAGAUUGUGUGGUCAAUGAGGAUUGCACUUCCAGCAGUUGCCUGGUUACAGAGUGGGGUGAAUGGGAUGUCUGCAGUGCCACUUGUGGCCUUGGCAAAAAGAGGCGGGAGCGAAUGGUAAAAAUGCCUCCGGCAGAUGGCUCUAUUUGUGGGGCAGAGGUGCUAGAGGUGGAAAACUGCAUGAUGCCAGAAUGCCAUACAAUCCCUUGCUUGCUGACCCCAUGGUCGGACUGGAGUGACUGCAGUGUGACAUGUGGGAAGGGUUUACGGACACGCCAGCGAAUGCUUAAGUCUCCUGUGGAACUGGGAGAGUGCACAGAAGAUUUGGAGCAAGUGGAAAAAUGCAUGCUACCAGAGUGUCCUAUUGACUGUGUUAUGUCAGAGUGGAGUGAAUGGUCUGAGUGUAAUAAGUCAUGCGGAAAAGGCCAUACAAUCCGGACACGCAUGGUGACGCUGGAGCCUCAGUUUGGAGGCAAUCUCUGUCCUGAAACCAUCCAGAGGAAGAAAUGUAAGAUCAGGAAGUGCAACCGUGGCCAGGCGCACAGUGAUGAAAAGAAACGACGCAAGGAGCUACGUGAAAAGAGGAGAAGCAAAUUUUUCAGGGGCGAGGGUGGUCCCGAACACCCAGGUUGUAAAAUGAGGCCAUGGUCCAAUUGGAUAGAAUGUACCAAGCUGUGCGGUGGAGGAAUUCAAGAACGUCUGAUGACAGUCAAGCAGAGGUUUAAGACGGCCCAGCUGUCCAGCUGCAAGGAUAGGAAAGAGAUCAGAGCAUGUAAUGUGCAUCCCUGCUAGGAAUGACUGUGAAGACGACAGUUGGUGUGGAAGGACGUGGGCAGAGCAUGGCACGCUGUCGCACAAUGAUCCAAUGCACUCUCUUAGGGCUACAAUGUCACACAAGUGGAAUUGUUGCUGGUUCAAGCCAGAGCUCUGUCAGUGUUUUUGCAUCACUCAUCUUUUGCUUUCACAUCUGUCACCAUCAGAGGUGAAUGUAAAGAUCUCUGCAAAGCUCUGGAUGUGAACUAGUCUGAUUCUUCUGUGCUUUCAACUAGCUCUGACAUGCAUAUGAUUUUUUUCAAGAUUAUUGUAAAGAUGUUGUGGUAUAAUAUAUCUCAAACUAUAUAAAUAUGAAAUGUAGACUCACUGACCAUAAAAAACAGAUACACCUUUGUUGUUACCAUGAUGUGCAAUAUGUACUGCCUCACAUACAGUGUUCAGCUGACUGAUACUUCAGUUGAUUGUUCUGACUGACUUAUAUAACAAUAUAAUAGAUAAUAGCUACACUUUGGAUUUAGAAACACGUUUCAAGGGGUUUCUAAUAUUUUGUCCAUCUUGUUGGUUAGUGUGACUGUUUGCAAGAUUAUGUAGAAACUAUUGAAUGGAAUAAACUUAGUUGGAUAUGACAUGGUCCAAAGAAGAAUUCAAUUUCAGUGCAGAUAUGGAUACAGGUGGAUGAAAGGACAGCAGUCAGGAUCAAUGGUGAGCAGUAAGAAUCUGUGCUCAGUGAUCAAGAUCAAAGACCAAUGAGAAGAAUAUAAGCUCAGAGGUCAGUGAUCAGGAUCAAGGGUUGGUGAUCAGAAUCUAAGGUCAGUGAUUAGAAUCAGAGUCAGUGAUUAAGUUCAAAGGUAAUUUACUAGGAACUGCUCAUUGUUCAGGAUCAGAGGUCAACAAUCAAGAUCAAAAGUCAGCAAUCACACUAUACAAAAAAAAAUCCAUUGUUUUUAUGGU